This is a messenger RNA of Schistocerca gregaria, 2343 nucleotides long. RefSeq names its product trichohyalin-like. The coding region runs from base 1 to 2343 and encodes 780 amino acids. NCBI's taxonomy places the organism in Eukaryota, Metazoa, Arthropoda, Insecta, Orthoptera, Acrididae. The record is from RefSeq and is a predicted model, not a curated record. The transcript has 2 exons.
AUGGAGUUUCCCCACAACUACGAGGAAAUUCAUGACAUGAUGAAACCACACCUCAAGGGGGACAACUUUACAGCACAAAAAUCGAGAGAAAAGGAGAGAGAAAAAGGAAGAAGAAAGAGAAGGAGAGGAGAGGAGAGAAAAAGGAAGAAGAAAGAGAAGGAGAGGAGAGGAGAGAAAAAGGAAGAAGAAAGAGAAGGAGAGGAGAGGAGAGAAAAAGGAAGAAGAAAGAGAAGGAGAGGAGAGGAGAGAAAAAGGAAGAAGAAAGAGAAGGAGAGGAGAGGAGAGAAAAAGGAAGAAGAAAGAGAAGGAGAGGAGAGGAGAGAAAAAGGAAGAAGAAAGAGAAGGAGAGGAGAGGAGAGGAAAAGGAAGAAGAAAGAGAAGGAGAGGAGAGGAGAGAAAAAGGAAGAAGAAAGAGAAGGAGAGGAGAGGAGAGAAAAAGGAAGAAGAAAGAGAAGGAGAGGAGAGGAGAGAAAAAGGAAGAAGAAAGAGAAGGAGAGGAGAGGAGAGAAAAAGGAAGAAGAAAGAGAAGGAGAGGAGAGGAGAGAAAAAGGAAGAAGAAAGAGAAGGAGAGGAGAGGAGAGAAAAAGGAAGAAGAAAGAGAAGGAGAGGAGAGGAGAGAAAAAGGAAGAAGAAAGAGAAGGAGAGGAGAGGAGAGAAAAAGGAAGAAGAAAGAGAAGGAGAGGAGAGGAGAGAAAAAGGAAGAAGAAAGAGAAGGAGAGGAGAGGAGAGAAAAAGGAAGAAGAAAGAGAAGGAGAGGAGAGGAGAGAAAAAGGAAGAAGAAAGAGAAGGAGAGGAGAGGAGAGAAAAAGGAAGAAGAAAGAGAAGGAGAGGAGAGGAGAGAAAAAGGAAAAGAAAGAGAAGGAGAGGAGAGGAGAGAAAAAGGAAAAGAAAGAGAAGGAGGAGAAAAGAAAGAGAAGGAGGAGAAAAGAAAGAGAAGGAGGAGAAAAGAAAGAGAAGGAGGAGAAAAGAAAGAGAAGGAGGAGAAAAGAAAGAGAAGGAGGAGAAAAGAAAGAGAAGGAGGAGAAAAGAAAGAGAAGGAGGAGAAAAGAAAGAGAAGGAGGAGAAAAGAAAGAGAAGGAGGAGAAAAGAAAGAGAAGGAGGAGAAAAGAAAAAGAAGGAGGAGAAAAGAAAAAGAAGGAGGAGAAAAGAAAAAGAAGGAGGAGAAAAGAAAAAGAAGGAGGAGAAAAGAAAAAGAAGGAGGAGAAAAGAAAAAGAAGGAGGAGAAAAGAAAAAGAAGGAGGAGAAAAGAAAAAGAAGGAGGAGAAAAGAAAAAGAAGGAGGAGAAAAGAAAAAGAAGGAGGAGAAAAGAAAAAGAAGGAGGAGAAAAGAAAAAGAAGGAGGAGAAAAGAAAAAGAAGGAGGAGAAAAGAAAAAGAAGGAGGAGAAAAGAAAAAGAAGGAGGAGAAAAGAAAAAGAAGGAGGAGAAAAGAAAAAGAAGGAGGAGAAAAGAAAAAGAAGGAGGAGAAAAGAAAAAGAAGGAGGAGAAAAGAAAAAGAAGGAGGAGAAAAGAAAAAGAAGGAGGAGAAAAGAAAAAGAAGGAGGAGAAAAGAAAAAGAAGGAGGAGAAAAGAAAAAGAAGGAGGAGAAAAGAAAAAGAAGGAGGAGAAAAGAAAAAGAAGGAGGAGAAAAGAAAAAGAAGGAGGAGAAAAGAAAAAGAAGGAGGAGAAAAGAAAAAGAAGGAGGAGAAAAGAAAAAGAAGGAGGAGAAAAGAAAAAGAAGGAGGAGAAAAGAAAAAGAAGGAGGAGAAAAGAAAAAGAAGGAGGAGAAAAGAAAAAGAAGGAGGAGAAAAGAAAAAGAAGGAGGAGAAAAGAAAAAGAAGGAGGAGAAAAGAAAAAGAAGGAGGAGAAAAGAAAAAGAAGGAGGAGAAAAGAAAAAGAAGGAGGAGAAAAGAAAAAGAAGGAGGAGAAAAGAAAAAGAAGGAGGAGAAAAGAAAAAGAAGGAGGAGAAAAGAAAAAGAAGGAGGAGAAAAGAAAAAGAAGGAGGAGAAAAGAAAAAGAAGGAGGAGAAAAGAAAAGGACAGAAAAGUAAAGGACAGAAAAGUAAAGGACAGAAAAGUAAAGGACAGAAAAGUAAAGGACAGAAAAGUAAAGGACAGAAAAGUAAAGGACAGAAAAGAAAAGGACAGAAAAGAAAAGGACAGAAAAGAAAAGGACAGAAAAGAAAAGGACAGAAAAGAAAAGGACAGAAAAGAAAAGGACAGAAAAGAAAAGGACAGAAAAGAAAAGGACAGAAAAGAAAAGGACAGAAAAGAAAAGGACAGAAAAGAAAAGGACAGAAAAGAAGGACAGAAAAGAAGGACAGAAAAGAAGAAAAGAAGAAAUCUAUUGCGGAGGAAUCCCCCAUGA